Ctenopharyngodon idella (grass carp) is the source of this 5626-nucleotide messenger RNA. Its product is annotated as NACHT, LRR and PYD domains-containing protein 3. The coding region runs from base 519 to 3977 and encodes 1152 amino acids. The transcript is spliced from 11 exons. Lineage: Eukaryota; Metazoa; Chordata; Actinopteri; Cypriniformes; Xenocyprididae. The record is from RefSeq and is a predicted model, not a curated record. Gene Ontology annotation, molecular function: protein binding.
CUCCAUUUCGUGAAAGGAAGAACAUGAACAACAUCAGGAGAGAAAGACUGUUUGUGAAUAAUAUGAUUUAGUUUAAGAACAGAUCAGUUUAAUGCUGUUAUCUAGAGAGAGAAUGGAUUUACGAACUGAAUGAAGUUUGUGUUUGAUGUUCUUCGUUGUUGAGACAGAGGCCCAUUGAACGACUGAUCCUGGAAUGUGCCAAACCCUGCCUCCUCAGAAGAAAUCAACACCUACUUCAUCAUUGCAACAUUAGCCCCGCCCACUGGCAUGUUAGUGAGCUGAGGAGGAGAGGAGAGCAAUACAGGACAAAUAUAACAUUACCUUUCAAAGGAUCCUAAUGCUAGGAAUAUGGUUAUUUAUUUUCAACAAUGUGAAUGUCUCAGUUGAGCUUUAUUUAUUAGUAUUUGGUAUUUCAAUGUAGAUACUUUGGUAAGUCAAUCACAUUUCGGCACAGGCUUUGCAAACAGACUUUUACGUUAUAGACUCGACAGUAAUGCAACAACAUCACUGCCUGUAAUAUGAGUCUCUAUAAGAGAGAGGAGGAGGAUGUUCACACACAUAAAGCAUCAUCUCCAGAACCCAGCUGUGUGUCUAUGAAGAGUGAUGCAUCCAUGGGAAUCCCCCCUAAACUCAGUGCUGAACCAGUGACCUCUGACCCUGACACAACCUAUAACAUGAGUCUCUAUAAGAGAGAGGAGGAGGAUGUUCACACACAUAAAGCAUCAUCUCCAGAACCCAGCUGUGUGUCUAUGAAGAGUGAUGCAUCCAUGGGAAUCCCCCCUAAACUCAGUGCUGAACCAGUGACCUCUGACCCUGAAUUGAAGAGAAGUGUUGUGAUCAGAUCAGUGGCGCCCCAUCUGACCUGCACUGACUUCGAGUGUCAGACCCUCAUCAGGCAGAGAGUCAAAUACCAGCACAAAACCAGCUUGAAGAACAAGUACGAGAGCUUAUUUGAGGGAAUCAAUUUACAAGAGAAUCAAACCCUCCUGAACAGGAUCUACACACAGCUCUACAUCAUAGAGGGAGAGAGUGAAAGGGUGAAUGAAGAACAUGAGGUUUUACAGAUGGAGAAAACAGCCAGAACACAAGACACUCCAAUUUACUGCAAUGACAUCUUUAAACCCUUACAUGAACCAGAAUGUGAGGAGAAAGACAAAAUCAAGACUGUUCUUACUAAAGGCAUCGCUGGAAUCGGAAAAACCGUCUCUGUGCAGAAGUUCAUUCUGGACUGGACUGAGGGAAAAGCAAAUCAGGAUGUAGAUUUCAUGUUUGUGCUUCCAUUUCGAGAGCUCAACUUGAUUAAAGAUCACCAGUACAGUCUUCAUAGACUUCUGCUGGACUUUCAUCCUGAACUUCAAGAUCUGGACUCAAAGAUUUAUGAGGAGAGUAAAGUUGUGUUCAUCUUUGAUGGUCUGGAUGAAAGCAGAAUGAAACCGAUGUUUUCAGAUGAUGAGAAGGUUUGUGAUGUGAAUGAGUCUUCAUCAGUGGGUGUGUUGAUGACAAACCUCAUCAGAGGAGAGCUGCUUCCCUCUGCUCUCAUCUGGAUCACCUCCAGACCAGCAGCAGCCAAACAGAUACCCAUAAAAUACAUCAACCGUGUGACAGAAAUUCAGGGAUUCAACGACCCUCAGAAGGAGGAAUAUUUCAGGAAGAGAAUCAGUGAUGAACGUCAAGCCAGCAGAAUCAUCUCACACAUUAGAAGAUCAAGAAGCCUCCACAUCAUGUGUCACAUACCCGUCUUCUGCUGGAUCUCAGCCACUGUCCUUCAAAACCUCCUGAAACAAGAUGACAGUGCAGAAAUCCCUCAAACUCUGACUGAAAUGUACAUCCACUUCCUGCUGAUUCAGAUCAACAUGAGGAAUCAGAAGUAUGAAGAGAGAAAAUCAAAGAGAUUCCUGCAGUCCAACAGAGACGUGAUUGUGAAACUUUCUGAACUGGCUUUCAAACAGCUGAUGAAGGGCAAUGUGAUGUUCUAUGAGGAGGACCUAAUUGAGAGUGGCAUAGACAUCACUGACGCCUCAGUGUAUUCUGGGAUUUGCACUGAGAUCUUUAAGGAGGAAUUUGUGAUUCAUCAGAGGAAAGUCUACUGCUUCAUACAUCUGAGCUUUCAGGAGUUUCUAGCUGCUUUCAUCGAGUUUUAUUAUCAUGCAGUCAAUAAUAAGAAAUCACUAAAGUCAUUUCUGAAUAAAAAACAUCAGUGGUACAGUCAGGGAAUCUCUCUGUAUGAUCUGCUAAAAGCAGCAGUUGAUAAAUCCUUACAGAGUGAAAAUGGACACCUGGAUCUUUUUCUGCGGUUCCUGCUGGGCGUCUCACUGGAGUCCAAUCAGAGACUCUUACAGGAUCUACUGACACACACAGUGAACAGCUCAGAGACCAUCAAGAGAAUCACACAGUACAUUAAAGACAAAAUCAAGGGUGAGGAACAUCUCUCAGUUGACAGAUGCAUUAAUCUGUUCCUCUGUCUGCUGGAAAUGAAGGAUCAGACUCUGUACAGAGAGAUUCAGGAGUUUGUGAAAUCAGAGAAUCACUCAGUGAAUCAACUCUCUCCAUCUCACUGUUCAACAAUAACCUACAUGCUUCAGAUAUCAGAGGAGGUGCUGGAUGAGUUUAAUCUGAAAAAAUACAACACAUCAGAUGAGGGCAGAAGGAGACUGAUACCAGCUGUGGUGAACUGCAGAAAAGCUCUACUUGUUGACUGUAAUCUCGCGGAUCAGUGCUGUGAAAGUUUGUCUUCAUCUCUACAAUCAUCAAACUCUUCUUUGAGGGAGCUAGACCUGAGUCACAAUAACUUGCAGGAUUCAGGUGUGAAGCUUUUGUCUGAUGGACUAAAGAAUUCACACUGUCAGCUCAACAUACUGAGAUUAACAAGUUGUAAUCUCACUGGUCAGUGCUGUGAAAGUUUAUCUUCAUCUCUACAAUCAUCAAACUCCUCACUGAGGGAGCUGGACCUGAGUCACAAUAAUGUGCAAGAUUCAGGUGUGAAGCUUUUGUCUGAUGGACUGAAGAAUUCACACUGUCAGCUCAAAAUACUGAGAUUUACAGGUUGUAAUCUCACUGGUCAGAGCUGUGAACAUUUGUCUUCAUCUCUACAAUUUAACUUCUCACUGAGAGAGCUGGACCUGAGUCACAAUAACCUGUUGGAUUCAGGAGUGAAGCUUCUGUCUGAUGGACUGAAGAGUUCACACUGUCAACUCAACAUACUAAGAUUAUCUGGCUGUAUGGUGACAGAGGAAGGCUGUUAUUAUCUGGCUUCAGCUCUGAAAUCAAACCCCUCACACCUGAGAGAGCUGGAUCUGAACUACAAUCACCCAGGACAAUCAUUAGUCAAGCUGCUCUCUGAUCCAAACUACAGACUGGACAAACUCAAUGUGGAUCAUGGAGGAGAGAUCAGGAUUACAACAGGACCACAAAAAUAUGCAUGUGAUCUCACACUGGAUCCAAACACAGUAAACACUCAUCUCGCUCUGUCUGAGAGGAGCAGAAAGGUGACAUAUGUGGAAGAAAAGCAGCCGUAUCCUGAUCAUCCAGAGAGAUUUGAUGAGUGUCUUCAGAUUCUGUGUAGAGAGAGUCUGACUGGACGCUGUUACUGGGAGGCUGAAUGGAGCGGCGCGGGGGUUAAUAUAUCAGUGACAUAUAAAGGAAUCAGCAGGAAAGGAUGGAGUAAUGACUGUAGAUUUGGAUACAGUAAAAAGUCCUGGAGUCUGAACUGCUCGUAUAACAGUUUCACUUUGUGGCACAAUAAUAAGAGCACAAUCAUAUCUGUCCCUUCACAUCGCUUUAACAGAGUAGGAGUGUAUCUGAACUUGUCGGCCGGCACUCUGUCCUUCUACAGCGUCUCUGACACACACACACUCAGACACUUACACACAUUCAACAGCACAUUCACUGAACCCCUAUAUGCUGGAUUUGGGUUUCAUUAUUCUGAUAGUUCAGUGUCUCUGUGUGAGAUUAAACAGCUUCCUGUGAGAAAAAACUGAGACACACAGGCCCUCAUUUAUCAAACGAUCGUACGCCAGAAAACUGCGUAUGCUCGUUUCCACUCAAAAUUUGGCAUUUAUCAAUAUGAGCAUGAGCGGUGACUACGAUCAAAUCUCACAUCAGGUCUUAGAACGUGUGCGAAAGUUUUUGAGUCAGCGGGAACUUGCGUGCAGCAUAGUAAAUCUGGUGGAGAAUUGUUAUGAGAACAUUUAGUUUAUUUUCCUGACCGACAAUCACUCACUAACCAAUCAUUAACCAUUAAACGACACAAUUAAAAUGUCGAAUUAAAAUUAAAUUAGAAUAGAUGCGUGUCUUAAAAUAUCACAAAUGUUUUUUUCUUUCCAGGGAUUUCGCUUUGUAUGCGCAAAUGGCAACAUCAACAGAACAUUAGGAUUCACACAUCAUGCACCUGCAACGCAGAGAAAAACAGAAUAAUAUAGCUACAAGGAAUAAAAAAAUAGGACUACACGAAAUAUAUUUCAUUGAAAUAAUUAACAGAUUAACGAAACAAAAGAGAAAAACUGUGCAUCAAGUAGGGCUAGUACAGGCUACGCUCAUUUGACGCGUUGUAUUCGUUUUCUUUAUUUUAUUAAAUCUAAUUGAUCACGCGGGCGCCUCAUACACAUGCAGAAACAACAUUAUAAAUUCAUUUCUGCUUUAUAAUGAAUGCCACUAUAGCCUAAUUUGUGUUUCAAUUUAUAAUAUAUAGCUUCUUAUUUUUCGUUCUUUUUCUGUUCUGAAUAAAAUAAAUUUAAAGGAUUUUCUGUGGAGUGAGGUACUAAAAUAAUGUUUAUAUAUAUUAAUAAUGUUUGUAAGUGUUUAGUUUCAUUUACCGGUGUUUUUGUUUAAAUUAAUUUUAUUGUUUGCAAUUACAAGGUUGAGGGGUGUUUUUAGAGUAAGAUCAUUUUCUUUUUCAUGUGAUUACUUCCUCUUCAUGGCCGGGUUACGUUUCUCUGUGUCGUAAACUAUAGGGCGAGGCUUCUAAAAUUUGGGGCAUGAUAUUUAAAUUACUUUUUUUCAGCCGCCACUUUUAUCAACACCCGUUCAGUCGUGUGAUGGAAUUGGCCGCAUACGAAAGUUUAAUGAAUCACACGUGAGCGUUGUCGUAAGCUGAUUUAUCCGUUCGGAUGUACGCUGGUUUCUACGUUCUUUUGAUAAAUGAGGGCCACAGUUCCACAGAAACACACUCACAUUAUCUCUCUCUUUAACUCACAGCUGUAAACUCUUUCUCUCUUCUAAUCUUAAUUUCAGUGUGUAUAUUAUAGAAAUACACAAACAUUGACUUCAGUCUAAAUGAGAUGCACCAGUCUUCUAUUGUAUUUCUGUAAACUGUGACGAUCUCUGCUGUUUUGUAUCUUUGCGCUUUUACAACAAACUGCAUCGGUGCUUCAAAGCUUUUGACACAGUGUUCUACUUUGCCAUCUGGUGGUCAAUAAAAAUUCCUAUACCAACUGUGUCAUUCAGAUGUUUUGUUCUUUGGGAUUUCAUUGUAAGGUUUAUUUGUAUAUUUAAUAAGCGUACAUGUCAUUAGCAAGAUGGCGGCGCGCGUGUGUGUGUGCAGCGAUAGAGUUUCCAAAUGUCAUUGUAUUUUUCUGUUCUUCAUUUUUACUCCCAUUAAACUUGUGGUUUCCACCUUCUAAAUAGGCUA